Brassica rapa (field mustard) is the source of this 3441-nucleotide messenger RNA. Its product is annotated as nitrate regulatory gene2 protein. The record is from RefSeq and is a predicted model, not a curated record. NCBI's taxonomy places the organism in Eukaryota, Viridiplantae, Streptophyta, Magnoliopsida, Brassicales, Brassicaceae.
AGUCUAUACUGUCAUUGUAUAGUCAAUCUCUUAGGAUGCUCUCUAGUCUAUAUCUCUCUUUCUAUCUGCCUAAGUGUAAUCUUGUCACCUUUGUCUCUUUUCCUCUUUCUUUUUCUCAACUUUUACUUGUACAAAUAGUUGCGAACUCCAAACCUUUUUGGAUAAACAAAAGUUUUUUUUUCUCUUUAUUGUAUAUAUAAAGGCGAAUAUACCUUUCUAACAAGGAAGAAAAUAAACAAUUACCUUAUACCCUUAAUGUUUACAUGUGAAUUUGGACUUUGGAGGACCACACUUUUAUUGAAGUUAUCUGAUCCUAGUAGUAGUUAAAUACAAUUUGUUCCUCCAUCAUGUUUUCUCUUUGCAUUCCAACACUUUACAAGUAGAAAGCAUGCAAAAAAUUUUGAGGAAAGUUUUGGAAUGCAAGAGAAACGAUGUUUUAGAAAUAAAAUCAUUUUUUCACAGAUUUCUUAGAAUUACGGAAAAAUGUAUAGAACAAUCAGAAUGAGUGAUAGUACAAAAUUGAUUUAUGAAUUAGUGUUUUAUCUCUCUUACAUGUCAGCACUUUAUGAACGUCACUGAUGACCCUAAAGACAUGGGAACACAAAUGAAAAAAACAAUAGUUAAACCAGAAAAGAGUAAGCUUAGGAGGCUCAAAACAGUUCCUUCUUGUUUAAGUUUAGUUAGCUGUUUAAGCUCCCCCAACUUAAUCUUUGCCUUUGAUCAUGUUUGGUCACUUUAAUGGAUAUACUUUCUUUUCUUUUUUAAAUAUUGUCGGAUUGUUCACUUAGUACAAAAUGAAAAAAUAAAGUAUUAUUUAUACAGCAAAUAUUUUUAACAAAUGUCAUUGUACCAGGUUCCAUGUCAGUAUCCAUCUCUGCUAAAAAACAUAUAAAAUAUUCAUGCCAAAUUAAUUUCUUCACACUCACUCACUCUCUCUCUCUCUCUCUCUCUCUCUCUCUCUUUGUUUGGUUUCUAAAUUGCAUCGUUUUUCUUACUGUUUUUGAGCUUUGGACCAAGCUUUGACCUUUUGUCGAAACUGCUGUUUCCAUGAAGAUUAUCUCCGCGAACUUGCUUUCUUCAGAGAAAUGGCGUUGAAGGGUUGAAAGAAAGGCGCUUCCUUUUCGGAGAUAAAUCAUUCGCGGAGCUUCGUUGAAUUUAAGUGAUCUUGCGAAAGGAGAAGACUUUGGUUGUGGGGAAGAGAUGGGGUGUGCUGCUUCAAGCAUAGACAAUGAAGAAAAGGUGUUAGUGUGUAGGCAGAGAAAGAGGCUAAUGAAGAAGUUAUUAGUGUUCAGGGGAGAUUUUGCAGAUGCACAGUUGGCUUAUCUUAGAGCUUUGAGGAACACUGGUGUCACUCUCAGGCAGUUCACUGAGUCUGAGUCCUUGGAGCUUGAGAACACUAGUUAUGGCUUAAGUUUUCCUUCUCCGCCUCCUACAUUGCCUCCUUCUCCGCCUCAUCCUCCUACCUUGCCUCCUCCACCACCUCCUCCUCCUUUUAGCCCGGAUUUGAGAAAGCCUGAGACUGAUGAGGAAGAAGAGGGUGCUGCAGAGAUUGAUGGUAAUGUUGAUGGGAGUGGUGCAACUCCUCCACCUCCAUUGCCGAACUCUUGGAACUUGUGGAACCCGUUUGAGUCACUAGAGCUGGAUAGCCAUCCAAAUGGUGAUAUUGUAGCUACACAAACUGACCUGAAGAAGAAACAAAAGAUUCAGCAAGCUGAAGAGGAGAACUGGGCAGAGACGAAGACUGAGUUUGAGGAAGAAGAUGAGCAACAAGAAGCAGUUGAUUUAAGUGUUCAGCAAAUAGAAGCCGUUGGUGGGUCUGAUGUGAAGAAGCCACGGCGUCUGACGUUUAAACUUGAAGAAGUUAUGGACGAUAACUCAUCGAUGACAAGCUGCUAUGGCAAAGAUCUGGAGAACACUGAUUGUAGGAUCAGGAGGACCUUAGAAGGGAUCAUCAAGGAGUUGGAUGAUUACUUUCUUAAAGCAUCUGGUUGCGAGAAGGAGAUUGCUGUGAUAGUGGAUAUCAACAGCAGGGAUAGUGUUGAUCCGUUCAGGUAUCAGGAAUCAAGAAGGAAAAGAAGUAGCUCUGCAAAGGUAUUCAGUGCAUUGUCAUGGAGCUGGUCCUCAAAGUCUCUUCAGAUGGGGAAAGAUGCUACAACAAGCGGUACUGUUGAGCCCUGCAGGCCUGGAGCUCACUGCAGCACACUUGAGAAGCUAUACACAGCUGAGAAGAAACUUUACCAGCUCGUCAGAAACAAAGAAAUUGCUAAAGUGGAGCAUGAGAGGAAGUCUGCGUUACUGCAAAAGCAAGAUGGGGAAGCCUAUGAUUUGAGCAAGAUGGAGAAGACUCGCUUGUCUUUGGAGAGUUUGGAAACCGAGAUUCAGCGUCUAGAAGAUUCCAUAACUGAGACAUGCUCAUGUGUGCUGAACUUAAUCAAUGAGGAGCUGUAUCCUCAGCUCGUUGCUUUAACCUCCGGACUAGCACACAUGUGGAAAACAAUGCUCAAGUGCCAUCAACUCCAAGUUCAUAUAUCCCAGCAACUGAACCAUCUUCAAGAUUACCCGAGCAUAGAUCUCAGUUCGGAAUACAAACGCCAGGCGGUUAAUCAACUAGAGACCGAGGUUACUAGCUGGUACAAUAGUUUCUGCAAGUUAGUAAAUUCUCAGCGAGAAUACGUGAAAACACUCUUUACGUGGAUCCAACUUACUGAUCGCCUCUCUAAAGAAGACAACCAAAGAACCAGCUUGCCUGUUGCUGCUCGUAAGCUCUGCAAAGAAUGGCAGCUUGUCUUUGAAAAGCUCCCUGAUCAGGUAACCUCAGAGGCCAUUAAAAGCUUUCUGAUGGCAAUCAAAUCUGUUAUUAAUCAACAAACUGAGGAGUACAACUUGCGGAGGAAAUGGAAUAAACUUGAAACAAGGCUGGAGAAAGAGCUAGUUUCACUAGCUGAGAUGGAAAGAAGGCUCGAGGGUAUGUCAGCAAUGGAAGAGGACGCAAACUCAACGAGUCUGGGGUCUAAGCAUCCGUUGUUAAUCAAACAAGCCAAGAUCGAAGCCUUGAAAAAACGAGUGGACGUUGAGAAAACCAAGUACUUGAACUCGGUUGAGGUCAGUAAGAGAAUGACACUGGACAACCUCAAAUCAAGCCUUCCCAAUGUCUUUCAGGUGCUGACUGCUCUGGCAACUGUCUUUGCCAAAGGGUUUGAAUCCAUUCAUGGACUAACCGCUACAGAUGUUUCCAACACAUCCCAAGAUUCUGAUGAAACUAAACCCUAAGAAAAAAAGCAUGAUUCUCUUCUUGAGCUCUUAGGAGCUUUAGCUUCUUGGUGUUUGUUACUUUCUUUGUGCUACAUCCUACAGAGAUGCGGUUUUUGUAUAUGAAAGACUAUAGAGAAUCUCAUGUUUACAACUUUGUCCCCGUUCAAAAUUGCAUCAGUAGUUCUUCAA